Messenger RNA from Phycodurus eques (leafy seadragon), 5505 nucleotides. It is a transcript of the gene blmh, whose product is annotated as bleomycin hydrolase. The transcript has 12 exons. Bases 140 to 1498 code for a protein of 452 amino acids. Gene Ontology annotation, biological process: L-homocysteine catabolic process; response to toxic substance; proteolysis. The record is from RefSeq and is a predicted model, not a curated record. Lineage: Eukaryota; Metazoa; Chordata; Actinopteri; Syngnathiformes; Syngnathidae. Gene Ontology annotation, cellular component: cytoplasm. Gene Ontology annotation, molecular function: cysteine-type aminopeptidase activity.
CGCACAAACGAGUGCACCCUUGCCUUCUCGUUGACAUACUGUUGGUGUCCAACGUCAACAAAGAACAACGGGUGAUUUUUCUUCUUCUUCUUCUUCUUCUUCCACGAGCCACACAACGCUCUUCAAGGUCCGAGAAGAUAUGGAAGCUGGUCUCAGUCAGGAGAAGGUUGCCACCUUUCUAAAGCGCCUGCAGGCUGAGCCCCGCUACCUGUUAGCCCAGAAUGUGUCAACCUGCAUCGACCCGCUGGAAGUUUGCCUACACCGGCAGACUGUCCAGGAUACGGUACACAUCUUUCAGCAUGCUAUCCCCACAGAGGGCAAGCCUGUCACUAACCAAAAAAACUCAGGAAGAUGUUGGAUCUUUUCAUGUCUGAAUGUCAUGCGACUUCCCUUCAUGAAGAAGUUUAACAUAGAGGAGUUUGAGUUUAGUCAGUCCUAUCUCUUUUUCUGGGAUAAGAUUGAGCGGUGUUACUUCUUCCUCUAUGCCUAUGUGGAGACGGCACAGAGGAAGGAGCCAAUGGACGGACGCCUGCUACAAUUCCUUCUUUCCAAUCCAGCCAAUGAUGGAGGACAGUGGGAUAUGUUGGUCAAUCUCAUUGAAAAGUAUGGUGUCAUGCCAAAGAAAUGCUUCCCAGAGGCACACAGCUCCGAGGCCUCCCGCAGAAUGAAUGGCAUUCUGAAUCACAAGCUGAGAGAAUACUGCUUCAAACUGAGGAACAUGGUGGAGAGUGACGCAACUCAAUCCGAAAUCUCCGACGCCAUUGACACCAUGAUAGAGGAGGUGUUCCGGGUGGCUAGCGUUUGUCUCGGCAGCCCGCCUGAGACCUUCUGUUGGGAGUACAGGGACAAGGAUAAAAACUUCCAUUGCGUGGGACCCAUCACCCCCCAGGAGUUUUACAGGGUGCAUGUCAAACCCCAAUACAACAUGCAGGAAAAAAUCUGCCUUGUGAAUGACCCUCGACCACAAAACCCAUAUGGGAAGCUUUACAGUGUGGAGUACCUAGGUAACAUGGUUGAAGGUCGCCAGACGCUCUACAAUAAUCAACCAAUCCAGCUUCUAAAAAAAGCUGCAGCAGACUCCAUAAAGAAGGGAGAAGCUGUGUGGUUUGGCUGUGACGUUGACAAACAUUUCCACUGCAAGCUGGGCAUUAACGACGUGAAUGUCUUCAACCAUGAGCUGGUGUUUGGAGUUUCAGUGAAGAACCUCACUAAGGCACAGCGCCUGGUAUGUGGAGACUCUCUCAUGACCCACGCCAUGAUCCUCACUGCUGUUACGGACAAGGAUGGAAAAGAGGGCUAUAAAAAGUGGAGAGUGGAAAAUUCCUGGGGAGAUGACCGUGGGAACAAAGGUUACCUCAUCAUGACAGAUGAGUGGUUCUCAGAGUAUGUGUACGAGGUAGUGGUAGACAAGAAGUUCCUCUCUCCUGAUGUGCUGGAGGUAAUGAUUCAAGAGCCUGUUUUACUUCCUGCCUGGGACCCGAUGGGCUCUCUGGCCUAAGUGUGGACACCCAUGUUUUUAACCUCAACCUCUCCACCCUCUUGCUCCUCUGCUUUUACCUCAGAUGUAUUGGAUAUAAAACGUCUACACACCCCUGUUCAAAUGGCAGGUUUUGUCAUUAAAAAAGCUGUGACCAAGAUAAAGCAUUUUAACUUUUUCCACUAUUGUGACCUAUAACCUGUAAAACCCAAUUGUGUAAAAAAUAAAUCUUUUAAAUAACUGAGGUAAUGUGGUCGCACAAGUCUGCACACCCUCAUAUAGUAAAUGGGGAUGUGGCUUGCUUCAGAAUUAACCAAUCACACUCAGACAUUUAAAGUUCCUCUCAUUAACGCCAAAUAAAAUUCCACUGUUGUAUCAGAUUUUCAUUUUCAUUUUUGCUUUCUAGCAGAAGCCUGAAGGUUUUGUGCUAACUCUGACUUUAUUAUGGAUUUGAAACCGUUAAUAAAUCCCUCCACUGUGCCUAAGGCCUCAUUUAAUAAAUCCCUCUACCUCGACUAAGGCCCCAAUUCCAACUGAAGAAAAACUGCCCCAAACCAUGAUGCUGUCACCAAUAUGAUUCACUGUCAUUAUGGUGUUCUUUUGGUAAGGAGGAGUGUUGUUUGUGACAAACAUAACUUUUUAAAUUAUUGCCCAAAAGUUCAACCUUGGUUUCAUUGAACCAUAAGUUGGAUUUGUGAGAUUUGAAGUUUUUCUUUUUGCGAAAUGCCACUGACAAGAUUUCUUCGCUUCCUUUCAUGAAUUUUGGCGGGACGUCCUUAUCUCGGUAAUGUCGCUUGUGCCAUAUUUUCUCCAUUUGAGUGUCCUCACUGUGUUUCAUGGCAUAUUUAAUGCUUUGGAAAUUAUUUUUAACCAUUUCUAACAAUAAGAUCCCUGUCUUGCUGUGGAAUCUCUCUGUGGACCAUGUGCAGUCAGAAGUGACUAAAGAAUUUUAAGGAAAAGUCUUUUAGAACAUCUGAACUUAUCUGGGGUUAAUCAGAAGCACUUAAAUUAAAAUUUUUAAUUUGCUGAGCCCCAUUUAACAUGAGUUUGAAAGCGAUUAGUUAAUUCUGACCACACGAACAUCACCAGUUAUGAGGUUGUGAACACUUGUGCAACCACAGAAUUUCAGUUGUUGAUUUUUACUGUCCCGCUUUAAAAUGUUUGAGUAUUAUUUUUAUAAUUUUUUUUUUUAAGGCUGAAAUUUUUUUUUAAAUGAUUUAUCUUGGUCUAAUUGUUUUUGUAUCACAAAAACAUAGGGCCUUAUUUAUGAAGCGAGCGUACGAACAUUCUCGCGCAAAGUAUGUGAUUUAUCAAGUUGGACUUGUGCGUGGGGGGACAUGCGUAAAUUUAUGCAUAUUGCUGACCAUGUGUGUAAACAAAAUAUUGUGGUACACUAGUGAAACUACAAAAAUAAGGCACUAAGAGGGUCACCAAAGCCAUUCGAGUGCACAUCCAGCUUCUGUCCCUGGAUUCUUUGGCCACUGGGACAUUUUAGAUUAGAGACAUGCGGCAUUUUGCAACCAACUAAGUCAAAACAUGCCGUGCCAGUUCCCAUACAGAGAUCACCAAUAAGCUGAAAUUAAGCAUGGGUUUCCCCCAAACAUAGUUGGAGCAGGUUGCACCCACAAUUCAUUUAAAGUACCAUCACACAAUGAAUUCAGCUAAUGGGAAAGGAUUUCAUUCAAUCAAUGCACAAAUAAUCUAUGAUCCACAUCGCCUGAAGGAAUGCAUGAUUCAUUCAUUCAUUCUACAGAAUAGCUCUCUUGGAUGUGCGCCUCCAAGAAGGGACUGUCGAGCCUGUUGAGGAUGGCUGACUCUGGGCAUUGAAUCGAUCGCGUCUGAUGAAGCCUAGUCAGAUGAGAGGCAAAAUGUCUUCGAAGACAACCAGAACAAUCCAGUUGCGAUCGAUAGGACUGUCUUGAUCAUUUCAAUAUGGAUUUAUAGUUUGAUAAAUAAAAUGGACACAAUCGUUUUUAGUUUUUUUCCGGACUUGAUAAAUUCUCACUGUUGUGGUGACAUGAGCCAACGACAAGCUGGGCAGCUCCACUGCGAAGUGGCUUACUAUUAGCGGCUAGGCUAGUUCGUAUUUGAUUGACAGGUGAAGGGCUUGUCUCCAUUGCCUUCAGCGGACACGCCCACACAGUCCCCCGGCUCGAAGGUGGCCCUUAUUUUUCAUGAUUUCAGAGCCUUAUUUGGGAUUGUAUUUUUUUUUUUUUUUUCAAAUUCAAAUUUGGCAGGCUUUUUAAAAACACUUCUGUGUUUUAUCAAAUUUACAAUACUUUUUUUUUUUUUUUUUUUUUUGUGGGGUCCUAUUUACCGGGUAAAUAACCCUCUAGCUCUGUGCCAAAUGUGUAAGUGCAAUUUUUGUGAAGAGAGCCUGAGUCUCUUUUUUUUUAUUUUUUAUUUUUUAUAUAUAUAUAUAUCUAAGGUUAUAUUUAUUGUUCUACAUUUCAAUGCCAAUGUUCAAUAUUCUUUAGAAAACUUAAACUUAAAAAAUUAUGUACUUGAAUUAUUAUGCUCUGUCAUUGUAUCAGUGGUAUAAAAAAAAACAUACUAUUGUUAAUCUUGAUAGUUUUUGCUAGUAUAUCAUCCUAAAAAAUUGCUAUUGUGACAGGCAUAGCGAUCGAUUCAAUGCCCUCAGAAUGAAAUGGCCAGGAUUAAUGAGAAUAUUCACACUCAAGGAUGGCUGCACGUACAAUGAGUGACAUGUCCCCCAAAAUGUCUUUCAAUGGGAUCUCAUUUGAGGUGCGUCCCACGUCUGAGACGCAUAAAAAUGAGCAGAGCCGCAUAAAACAUGAUCAGUCUGGAUCCACAGACGCACAGCAUUGCUUGUGUGUGUGUGUGUGUGUGUGUGUGUAUGUUGUUGAAAUGCUUGAGCAAAUCAUUAUCCACCAAAAGUACGGGUCCUGUUUUGGUACUAGCCAGUCAGAGGCAGAGAAGGGCGGGUUACCGUUCCAUAAAUACAACGGAGACUUUUUUUCUGAACUCAGUGCAUUUUCAUUGUUGUGGUAACACGCAGCGCGCUGCUCACUGUUCACAACGCAGCGAGUCCCUGGCGGAACUUCUUUUGGAUCCGCAGAUGCACACAACUGGGACACUAUUAAAAAAAAAACUGUUAACUAUUUAUUAAGUUUGCUAGCCUGGGAGCUAGCAAACUCGCCUGGGAGCUAGCAAACUCCAUCGUGGUGACAUCGUUUAAAACGAAUCACUAACUGGCGGACCAGUCCAAUACAGACCCACACCAUAGCCAAAAAAGAAGUUGAGUAAAAGACGGAGAAAUAUUUCAAAAUGACAACAUUUGGAACAAAUGAUGCUUAAAAUGUCAGUCACUUUCUCUUUUUAUUUACUGUUAUGAGAGAACAUUAUGCGGUUGUGCUCAUAUGUUUAAUUACCAUAGCAGAAUUUAUAAUAUGCAUACAAUUUUUUAUUAUGCUCUAAUAUCAUUAUAUCAGUGGUAUUAAAACAAAUCAACAAUUCUAUCGUUUGUCAUGGAAGUUUAUGGGAAAAUGUAUUCUAAAAUAUUUGCUAUGGUCGCAGGCCUAAACGCAUAAUAUAUUGAGAGCAAGAGCAAUAGAUAAGAAUAAUAUUGUAGUGUAAAAGAGAGUAAGAACUGCAAUAAAAAUCUGCAAUCUAGCGGAACCGCGAAGCAAAAACCUAAAAAACAAAUAUAUCGGAAGAUUACGGUAUCUGUAGUCCGUUAAGAUAAAUUGCAGGGACUCAUUGUUCCAUGGCAGGACAUGUGCAAGCAUGGCAGUUUAGAACAGGUGCGUUGUAUCAAGACACAUUACUUACUGUUGUGCGUAGGACGUGUCCGCAUGUUUGAUAAAUAGAUGUUUUAGUACUUAUACACAUUUUAAAUGUCAGUCCUACGAGGGAAUUUAGAAUAUUUUCUACGCAAGCUUGAUAAUUGAAGCCCAUGGCAUUUAAACAGGGGUGUGUAGACAUUUUAUAUCCACUGUAUAUCCUUCACAUUUGAAAACAUGCCAGUGUUCUAGAUAAAAAAAAUAAAUAUUUCAGUUUUUAACAGA